ACAGUGACUUUAUCUGUCAAGUUGUACAGGAAAGGAGCACAGUGUUUUGCUAAUGCUACAAAACAAGCCCCAACGUUUCACAGAUCACUCAGUCCUACCUGGCACCGCACAUGAGCAUGGCUGCAAAACUGAGCGAUUGUUUGCCCAUGAGGUCAUCCAUGCUGGCCGUGUUUCUCAUCUUAGCCAUCAUAGGGGUCUUGUGCAGCGUCACAACAGCGCAACAGGACGACCCCGCCUCCAUCCUCUCUGUGGACCCCAAGCUCUUCAGAAAGCACCGCUACUUCUCACCCAGGGUGCUUUUCAGCGCACAGCCCCCCGAUGCGGAGCCAGCAGGGCUACAGGGCGUCAGCGGAAGGAUUCAAAGGAAUCCUCCAGAACGGGGGGUGUUCUCGGUGUGUGAGAGUAUUAGUACCUGGGUGCGCAACAAAACCACUGCCACAAACAUUGCAGGCAACGAGGUGACAGUCCUUGAGCAUGUGAACAUAAACAAUAUGAAAGUGAAACAGUACUUCUAUGAGACAAAGUGUCUCGAGAAUCCAUCUGGAAACACGAAAUGUUUGGGAAUUGACGCGAGGACGUGGAGCUCCUACUGCAAGAACGUGGAAACAUACGUCCGAGCACUGACUUCAUUCGAGUCAAAGGUGACUUGGAGUUUAAUUCGGAUCAACGCGGAGUGUGUGUGUGCGAUCAACUAUUCUAAGAAACUGAAGCACUAUGAGUGA
This is a messenger RNA of Poecilia latipinna (sailfin molly), 722 nucleotides long. RefSeq names its product nerve growth factor-like. Lineage: Eukaryota; Metazoa; Chordata; Actinopteri; Cyprinodontiformes; Poeciliidae. Gene Ontology annotation, molecular function: growth factor activity; nerve growth factor receptor binding. The coding region runs from base 111 to 722 and encodes 203 amino acids. The transcript has 4 exons. Gene Ontology annotation, biological process: modulation of chemical synaptic transmission; nerve growth factor signaling pathway; neuron projection morphogenesis. Gene Ontology annotation, cellular component: axon; dendrite; synaptic vesicle. The record is from RefSeq and is a predicted model, not a curated record.